Molecule: messenger RNA, 836 nt
Organism: Talpa occidentalis (Iberian mole)
Lineage: Eukaryota; Metazoa; Chordata; Mammalia; Eulipotyphla; Talpidae
Product: UL16-binding protein 1-like
Exons: 4
Biological process (GO): antigen processing and presentation of endogenous peptide antigen via MHC class Ib; positive regulation of T cell mediated cytotoxicity; antigen processing and presentation of endogenous peptide antigen via MHC class I via ER pathway, TAP-independent
Cellular component (GO): external side of plasma membrane
Source: RefSeq, a predicted model, not a curated record
ACUCUCUGAGCGUUAACAUCACCGUCACUCCUAAGACGCAGCCAUGGUGUGAGGCUGAAGUGCAGGUGCAUGGGGAGCGCUGUUUUACCUACAACUGCCAGAGCCGCGAGGUCACGGCCAUCUGUGUUCAGGGCAUGAAGGUGGAGGCUGCACUCAAGGAGGACCUGAGAGGAAAUCUGAAAGACCUGGCAGAAAAGUUCAAAGAGAAGCUUCUUGACAUUGAACCCGAGGAUUCCCGAGGCAGCGGGCCCCUCUCUCUGCAGGCCACGAUGGUGAUUCAGGAGGAGGCCAGUGGGCGCAGCCGAGGAUCCUGGCAGCUUGUCAUCAGUGGACGCAUCUCCCUGCGUUUGGACUUGGUGACCGGCCACUGGACGGCGGAGCGUCCUGGAGACAGGUGGAUGCUGGAGAAGUGGGAGGAGGACAGAGACAUGAAUGCCACUCUCUGGAGGAUGUCCCGGGGAGACUGGAGGACAUGGCUGCAGGAGGUUGCAGCGCACUGGGAGACGCCGGGGACCCCAGCACCACUGAGCACGGCCCCAGGCAGGUCUGCAACCACGAGUGUCAUGCAGGGGCCCAGGUUCAACUUUGGAAUCGUCCUCGCCUGCGCCAUCCCGCCUGGCAUCAUAGGCUUUAUAAUAUGGAAGUCCCCUCGGCCGCCGCCGCAGCAGCUGCACCCCCGGGUGGGCUCCCUCGGUCGUUCCAAACGGCCACCAGGUGCACCGACCCGUGAGCCAGGACCCUCGGGACUCCGGAGCAGGCGCGUGUCCGCCAAGCUGCCCUGGGGGAGACGCUCCCCAGUGGGCAGUGCCCCGAGACUCGUGCCGUCCACAGCCUGA